Molecule: messenger RNA, 3451 nt
Organism: Myxocyprinus asiaticus (Chinese sucker)
Lineage: Eukaryota; Metazoa; Chordata; Actinopteri; Cypriniformes; Catostomidae
Product: polycystic kidney disease 2-like 1 protein
Exons: 15
Coding region: 1-2151 (716 amino acids)
Biological process (GO): potassium ion transmembrane transport; detection of mechanical stimulus
Cellular component (GO): membrane
Molecular function (GO): muscle alpha-actinin binding; calcium-activated potassium channel activity; sodium channel activity
Source: RefSeq, a predicted model, not a curated record
AUGAAACCCCACAAACUAAGCUGUGCAGAUUCUGGCUCUGAGUCUGAUUCCAGAGAUCCAGAGAAGUUUGAGAGUUCAGUACGCACCAUGCAACACCUAAAUAACCGGCCAGAGAAUCAACUAGGCAGCACAGUGGGAUGCGAGCUGGACAACUUCAGAAAAGGAGCCUGGGUGAAUCAGGCCUAUAACGGGUCUCCCCCAACUAUCAAAUGUCCUAUCAGCACCAUCUACAGCCCUCAGCCCAUGUUCCACAGCUCUUUGGAAAACAUGAACCAAGAUUGUGCUCUAACCAAGGACACAGAGAAGAAUCCUGAGCAGUUGGUCAAAACAAAAUUCAAAGAACUGCUGGUGUACAUUGUUUUCUUAGUGGAUUUAUGCCUGUUGACCUAUUGUAUGACCAGCAGCUCUACUUACUAUUACACAAAAGCUAUGACCGAUCUCUUUGUGAAUUUACCAGGAGAUGGUGGAGUCAGCUUUUCCUCCAUUGGCAGCAUGAAUGAUGUCUGGACAAAUGGAAAUCAGUCCUUUAUUUAUUAUGAGAACAUGUUGUUAGGUGUCCCUCGCAUCCGCCAGCUCAAAGUGAAGUACAAAUCCUGCAAGGUGCACAAAGACUUUCAGCAAGAAAUCACAGAUUGUUUCAAUGUGUACAUUGACAAGAAAGAGGACGACAGCAUGUUUGGACUGAUCAGUGGAACAGCCUGGCAGUACCACACAGAAAGGGAGAUCAAAGGGUCAAAUCACUGGGGGUUGCUGAGCACAUACAAUGGAGCAGGAUAUUACCAAGACCUCACAAAGACCAAAGAAGAGAGCACUGCUAUUCUGACAGAUCUCAAAGACAACCUGUGGCUUGAUCGUGGAACUCAGGCUCUGUUUAUUGACUUUUCUGCAUACAAUGCCAAUAUUAAUCUCUUCUGUGUUGUAAAAUUAGUGGUGGAAUUUCCAGCUACUGGUGGAGCAAUUACAUCCUACCAGAUUCGCACUGUAAAGCUGAUUCGUUAUGUCACCACCUGGGAUUACUUCAUCAUUGGCUGUGGGAUAGUGUUCUGUGUGUUCAUACUUUAUUGCAUUGUGGAGGAGAUUCUGGAACUCCGCAUCCUUAAACUGUCACAUUUCAGCAGCGUCUGGAACAUUCUAGAUUUAGUGGUGAUCCUGCUUGCUAUUGUUGCAAUAGCUUUCAGUGCAUUUCGUACCCUAAAAGUGAAUGAGUUACUUGGAAAGCUUCUAGAACAACCAGACAUCUAUGCUGAUUUUGAGUUUCUUGCAUUUUGGCAAAGACAGUACAACAACAUGAAUGCUAUAUUCAAGUAUAUCAGUUUCAAUAAGACGAUGACCCAGCUAACAUCCACCCUGGCACGGUGUGCUUUAGAUAUUUUUGGAUUUGCCAUUAUGUUCUUCAUCGUGUUCUUUGCAUAUGCUCAGCUGGGACACCUGUUCUUUGGAACAGAAUUUCGAAUUAUCCUUGGGGGUUUUGACUAUAAUGCCAUUGACAGGGUAAACAAAGUUCUUGGACCCAUAUACUUCUCCUAUGUGUUCUUUAUGUUGCUGAACAUGUUUCUGGCCAUUAUUAAUGACACAUACUCUGAGGUGAAGUCAGAGCUCGCUUCUCAGAAAGCCGAAUUCCAGAUUUCAGACCUCAUCAAACAGAGUUAUACAAAGACUUUCAUGAAACUGAAACUUAAAAAGGAAAAGAUCUCUGAUGUUCAGAAAGCUUUGGAUUUAUGCUCAAAUGACCUGGAGUUUAAAGAUUUCCAAGAUGCAUUGAAAGAAAUGGGCCAUGAUGAUCAGGAGAUCUCAGCUGCUUUCAACAAAUUUGACCAAGAUGGGAACCAGACGUUGGACAAGCGGGAGCAGGAGAGAAUGAGACAAGAUCUGAAGGAAAAAAGGGAUGCACUAAGUGAAGAGCUUAGUAAUUAUGGAAAUACAGCAGAGGACAAUAGAGAGAACACAGAGGAGUUUCAAAGGAUCACGGCCAGCUUUAGGAGGGAAUAUUCAUGUAAACCUGGAAAGAGUCCUGGCACAAAGGCCACCAGCUGCUCCAGUGGGAAAUGCGAGGAAUCGUUUGUUCCCAGAUGUAGUACGACCAGUCAUCACAGAGAACAGUAUUUCUGCACGUCACUGAUUCAACAAAACCUGAGUUUUGAAAUAUGCUAAUACAGGAGGCUUAAUCCAAGCCUGAUCUGUGGAUAUACAGACCCAGAAUGUGACAGAAGAGAGUAUGGUAUUAUUUUAUAAAUGUACCCUACAUUAGCACUGAAACAGAAAUAUGCUUAUCAUACUGACUGUUUAACGCUUGUACAUUUACUGUUGCACUUCUGGAAGAGGUGAUAUGUCUGGCAGUUUGAUUCAAUUCCACAGUACGGCAUGAUUAAUGGUUCUUGGACUUUAUAUCAAGCCAGAACUCUUCCUCUCUGUUAAAACAGAGCUUUCAUUAUUACUAUUGAUUACUGUGAAACAACUGUUUAUGUACAUGACGUGAGCUAAAAUCGUAAUUUAAAUGAAAGCUGAGAUAAUUUCGUAUGUCUGUUGAUAUUUAACCACAUGGCAAAUUUACAGAGUAAAUAGUUGGUUCUUGUAUCCUUUCCCAUCUUAUAUUAUGGAAACUUUACAAAUAGCUAAAUUUAGAAGGAACAGCAUGACAGUCAUGGGAAAGUUCUCAUUUACUUUUAGAGAUAUCUUCCUGGACAUAAUUGCUUUAUCUUGAUCUGGACUUAAUUGUUCUAAAUGUAUUUUAUUGUGUAAAGCAUAUCAAGGGUAUUCUCAAAAUGCCAUAGUUUAUUAAUGAAUCUUUGCACAACGUAGCUAGAUCAUGUGUAUUUAAAAAAAGAUGUAAUAUUUAUCUUUUUUCCCUCCUGUUGAACAAUAAUUAUAGGUAAAUAAAUACUUAAAAUUGCAAAACAAAUGGCUUCCUAAUUUACUUUUGCACACCAGAGCAUAAAUCAAAAUAUUUCUUGUCCAAUGGUUCAUUUAUUGAGACUCAUUUAGACUAAAAAGAAAACUUUAAAUGCUAAGUUGUAUUCAAACAUCUCUGCCUUUUACAUUCAAUGCUUUGAGCAACCUCAAUAUUAUGGUUCGAAACAUGCAAUUCCUUACUGUCCCCAGGACAAAAAAAAUAUCCAAACUUCUAUUUCUCUGGCUACUCAAAAAUGGCACGCAUAUUUGUUAAAACAGCAAAGGGACGGAAUUUACACGGAUGGCUCUAAAAAUCAAUGAUACAGCUUUUUACAAGGGUCUCAAAGUGUUAAACUGAAUUGUGUGACUGACCAAAAAUUAAGGCUUUCUUGUGAAAUUCACUGAAUCGGUUCAGCAUGUCAGUCACACAUUAAACAUUUGUCUAACAUACACCAAUCAGCCACAACAUUAAAACCACCUGCCUAAUAUUGUGUAGGUCCCCCUCGUGCCGCCAAAACAGCACCAACCCACUUCUCAGAAUAGCAUUCCGAGAUGCUGUUCU